Cloeon dipterum is the source of this 1270-nucleotide messenger RNA. RefSeq lists its product as uncharacterized. The coding region runs from base 51 to 686 and encodes 211 amino acids. The transcript is spliced from 4 exons. Gene Ontology annotation, molecular function: DNA binding. The record is from RefSeq and is a predicted model, not a curated record. Lineage: Eukaryota; Metazoa; Arthropoda; Insecta; Ephemeroptera; Baetidae.
ACCGAUUCUAGCGCGAAUUUCAAAUUUGUGAUACAGUGAGACGUGUACUCAUGACGCGGGCCGUGCUCGUGGGGUUGCUUCUGUGCGUGCCCCUGCAGCUGUGGCUGGCAUGGGACCUGAGGGACCCUGACCGCACCCUCAAGGAGCAAUUAGUGCACUUCAAGCGCCUCUUCAUUGAAAGCGUUGAUUGGUGGAGGCGGUGGUACUUUCGCUCUCUCAACAGCAUUCGCAGUCUUUGGAGGAAAACUAGUCGAUACAAUUUGUACCAAGAGGAGUGCCCGGCUAAAGAGGUGGAACUGUACCGCAUGUCUAAAGGGUUCUUUGGACAGUCCCCAGACGUCAGGCAGUAUCGGCCGGACUAUUUGAAGCUGAGAAUCGGACAGGUUGUUCAAGUAGAGCAGUUCCAGAACCCUGGUGUGAUAAUUUCGUGGGACCUUUAUGCGAGGGCACCUGAAGAUUGGUUAGCUGAGAAAUAUGGACAUGACAAGGAACUCCGGAAAGAGCCCCACUAUCGGGUUCUCGUGGGUCAGCCUCAUUCAAAAGAGGUCUACGUUCCUCAAAGACAACUGACUGUUUUGAGAGCAACACAAGUGAACCACCCAAAGGUGUCUGAGCUGUUUUUCCGCUUUGAUGGUGCCCAGUACAUUCCUAAGGACAAGCUGAGAAAAACAUAUCCUCUAGACUAAGCGGCUAUAUCAUUUUUUUUUAAUUUAAUUUAUUGAAAGAGUGAGAUAUGCAUUGCGUUUAAACUAAAAGCCGAAUUGAUUUAAAUUUUUUUAAAUAUUCAUUGUUGAACAUUUAAUUUCCAAGCUACGUAAAAACUGAUAUCAAACGAUGAUAUUAUAAAUGACAUGGAGAACUAUAUAAGUCGAAAGUUAACAAAGAGUUGUUUUGUUUCAAAUACUGAUCAGAUAAAGCGAUCGAAGUUCUUGAUAAUGAUUAUAAUUUCAUCCUUUUAAAAUUCCGGCUGAUAUUACCGAAAAGGCAGCAAAAAUGUAAUAAUAAUUAAAGGAGAUUUCUAAUACGCAAACUGCAGUGUUUUUAAUUUUUGCCAGUUCUUUUGUUUCCUUUGAUAUUCAACCGUUGUGGGUUGUGCUGAGUGAGUGUUUAUUAAUCAUUGCGCUGUGUUAUCGUUUUUAAAGUGCAACAAUUCGUCGGGAAAAUGGAUUUGUGCGUAUACUUUGUUAACAUUGUUUCAGGAACAUUUUCUUUCUACGCGAUAAAAUAAAAUUGACUUGUCAAAAUAAAAAUGGAAAUUAAUGAGGAAAUU